AAAAAAACACAGGAAACAACCACUGGAUUUCUAGAACAAUUAUUCUCCGACAUAGAAGCUGAAAAAUCAUUUUUUAUUUACAGCCACAGCAGGUUAAACAAUAAAUCCUGUUAGCAGACUGCUCGUUAAAUUAUUACACCUGUGUAUAUUUAUUCCAAAAAUCAUCCAACAAAGAUGUUGAUAAAAGUGAAGACUCUCACUGGCAAGGAGAUAGAGAUUGACAUAGAGCCCACAGAUAAGGUGGAGCGAAUUAAAGAAAGGGUGGAGGAGAAAGAGGGGAUCCCUCCCCAACAGCAGAGGUUGAUCUACAGUGGAAAACAGAUAAACGCCGAAAAAACGGCCGCAGACUACAAGAUCCAGGGCGGCUCCGUCCUUCACCUGGUGCUCGCCCUCAGAGGAGGCCGCCCGCUCCGCUCCAUGUUUUAACCUCCGGCUCAACAACAAGCUCAAACUGACACGACGCCUUCAAGAACCACAGCGCUACUGGAAGCGGUUGCACAAUCACCUAGUGACACUGAAGGCACCACGGAGUCACCGGCCGAGUCGUCGAACCAGUUUCUGCUUUCCGUCUCCGACUCCCUCACAGCCUUUCGUGUGUUUUGUUGCCAAAGCCGUGUGCGCAGAUGAUCAAUUCUUUAGCUUUGGAUUAACACUUGACUGAUUAGCUAUUAAGGACAAAAACCACUAUUCAAUCGUCUUUCUGUCACUCUGUGCGAGUAAUGUUUGUAAUGGAGCAGAGGAUGUUUGCUGCGCCUGAAAUAAAUGAGACAACUGUAAUUUAAAGCCAGAGAAGGGAUGUCAAUCCUUGUAGAGUUAGAUUGUCACAAAGUAUCGCACGGGGUUUGAUCGAGCUCUUAGGAAGCACUGAUGUAGCAGAGUAAGUGUGAGAAGACUAUAGCUUUAAUAACAGGACUAACCCUAGACUACACAGGGACCAUUUUUGGGUUUUGGUUUGGCUUUUUUUUUUUUUUUUGUCUUUAAGUGCUUAACGAAUGAAAUGCCAGGCAGGCCGUUUCCACUUUCAGACAAUCUUAAUGCUUGCUUUGUCUUGUUCUGUUUCAGAACAAAAAAAAUACUCAGCAAAAACACACAUUUUUCUCUCUAUAACGGAGAAAAGAGCAAGUAAAGAACAUUACCAUGAUGGUCAAGAGUCGGCGCGACCAUCAUGAACCUCAUGGCUUUUUUUUUUUUUCCCCACCUGCGUGCUCAUGGAUAAUUUGAACUUGCUCCGACUCAUGAAGUAUGUUUACUUUUCUUAUCGCUGUGUCGGCACCUGUAAUACCGUCCGCUUGUGUUCAGUGUCCUUUCAAACGUAUCACUUUGUGAAAUAAAACAGAUUGUGUGAAGGC
Messenger RNA from Poecilia latipinna (sailfin molly), 1349 nucleotides. RefSeq names its product NEDD8 ubiquitin like modifier (gene nedd8). The coding region runs from base 175 to 426 and encodes 83 amino acids. The record is from RefSeq and is a predicted model, not a curated record. Gene Ontology annotation, molecular function: protein binding. NCBI's taxonomy places the organism in Eukaryota, Metazoa, Chordata, Actinopteri, Cyprinodontiformes, Poeciliidae. The transcript is spliced from 4 exons.